Molecule: messenger RNA, 2298 nt
Organism: Sycon ciliatum
Lineage: Eukaryota; Metazoa; Porifera; Calcarea; Leucosolenida; Sycettidae
Product: arylsulfatase I-like
Exons: 1
Coding region: 235-1746 (503 amino acids)
Source: RefSeq, a predicted model, not a curated record
CAUCAGUCCAUGGCGCAAACGGUCGUGUUGUGGACUUUUCGGGUCACUUUAUCUAUAUUCCAUUGCGACAAGAGGAAAAAUACAUCCUGGCUCAAGCGAUGAAAUUAUCUUGCUUGUCACUGCGGGUAGUCUAGUUAUCUAAGGAUUGAGUGAUCAGCCAAGGCGAGGAGAGUCAAUACGUUCGCAAAGGCUCAUCCAACUCCAAGGAGCGCUUUCAGACUCCCAAUACCGUUGAUGAUGGAUCGCCUACGGUCUUGUUUGCUCGCCGUCUUCGCAUUGGUCUCACUGGCAGCGUCUGAAGCACCACAAGCCUCCAAACCUAAUAUCGUGUUCGUCCUGGUCGAUGACUGGGGUUACGCAGACGUUGGUUUCAGGAACCCAGCCAUCAAGAGUCCGAUGUUCGAUGAGCUCAAGUCCACAGGAGUUCUCCUGGAUCGCCAUUACGUAUUCAAGUACUGUUCACCUAGUCGUGCCUCGUUGAUGAGUGGACGAUGGCCACAUCACGCACAUCAAUGGAAUAUCGUACCGCAAACUGUUCCUCUCGGACUGAAUCUCAACUUCACGGCAAUGCCGGCCAAGCUCAAACAAGCUGGCUACUCGACACACAUGAUAGGCAAGUGGCAUCUAGGAUUGAAGAGCGAAGACUACCUACCCGUGAAUCGUGGAUUUGACACAAUGACUGGAUUUCUUACGGGCGGCGAGGAUCACAACACGCAGAAAGUGCAGUGCGGAACGGACUUCUGGACGAACAAAGCUCCAGAUUCACGUAACGGCACGUACGAUGCGUACACAUACCGUGAUGUGGUCGACGAGAUAUUUGAUUCGCACAACGAAGAAGAUCCCUUCUUCCUCUACCUAUCACUACACAAUGUUCACUCUCCGUUCGAAGCUCCAGAUGACUGGGUAGACUUGUACCCUGCUAACUCGACGUGUAAGCAGAGGCGCAUCUACCAAGCCAUGGUCAGCGUGGCUGACAACGUCACAGCUCUAGUAGUGCAGCACUUGAAGGCGAAGGGAAUGUGGGACAGUACGUUGUUCGUAGUGUCCGCCGACAAUGGAGGGGCACCGUGUGGAGGUAGCAACUACCCACUCAAGGGCGCUAAAGGAACGUUUUUCGAAGGCGGUGUUCGCAGCCUAGCGUUUGCCAACGGAGGUCUUCUUCCAGAGAAGAUGAAAGGAACAUCGGUCGAAGGCUACAUCCACAUCGCCGACUGGUAUCCGACAUUCUGCGGACUGGCUGGUGUGGACCCAACUGACACUGGUCCAGGGAAAUUCCCCGUGGACGGUGUGGAUGUUUGGCCACUGUUGACUGGAGCGGCCACACAAAGCACGCACGAGGAGAUUCUACUGGGCUUCAACUUCACAGAAGCCGAUCCCGAUCAAGGCGCCAUCAUUGUGGGCGACUACAAGCUUGUUGUGGGGCAGCAGAAGGGACAGUGCGACUUUCUGAUGCACUCGCCACUCGACUACCCUUGCACACAGGGCCCUACUCUACCCGACUGCAAUCCCAAUUGCCUGUACAACAUUAAAGCGGAUCCGCGCGAAACAAGCGACCUCUACCAUUCCGAGCCGGUCAUCGCCAAGCAGCUCCUGGCACGUUACAUGAAGUACUCCGAGGAGCCACGUGACCAGCAAGACCAAGGCUAUCACAACCAGCACACGCUGCCCAAUGCAGCGUCAGUGGCUUGUCCGUACUUUGCCGCCCAUGGGGGCUACUGGCGCCCGUGGCUAAGCGGAGGACAGUGAAGCUGAGCCAAAGAAGGCAGUCCCAAGCUGAGUGACAAUGGCAUACAAAUUUCGUCUUUAAUCGUCUUUAGCUUUUCAAAAUAUUUAAAAUUUCAACUCUUUAUUGGUAUCAUUUUGUUCAUUAACGCAACAAUCUCUCCCCCCCCCUCUUUUCCAUGCUUUCUCAGCCAACACGGUGCUACUGUCGGUAGCUAUUACAGUAACAAAAUGCUAAAACAUUCCAAACAGCGAAGGGGUUACGGAUACUUGUGACAAUUUUUGUAGACAAUCUGCUCAAGCUAUGUAUCAUUGCUGGAAGGCGGACAGGACCACUUACGUGCAACAAGUAGAUGGCAUGCAUUGGUUCGUGGCUACAGUUAUCUUUUCUUCAAUUUUCCCCCAUAUCAGUUAAUCGAUUUGAUUCUCAGAGACGCCUUUCAACCUCACUCGCCUUCUCCAGGCCACUAUUAUGUAGUGUGCUCUUGAGGUAGAAACUAAUGUUACUUCCUCAGCCUACUCAAGCUCGAAUGAUAAGGGAUGAAUACCCUGAUAGACAUUGGCCUAGUGGACUUA